Dentiscutata heterogama is the source of this 401-nucleotide messenger RNA. The record is from the annotation of a GenBank genome assembly. NCBI's taxonomy places the organism in Eukaryota, Fungi, Glomeromycota, Glomeromycetes, Diversisporales, Gigasporaceae.
AUGGCUGAAGAAAUUUUUAAUAAAAUUUCACUAGUUGGAUCUGAUGAAUUUUUUGAAAAUGAAUUGAAUAGAAUUAAUUUUAAAUCAAAUAUUGUAUUAGAUGGAUUUAAAGACAAAGAUAAUAUAUCUCAAGAAAUUGCAAAAAAAAUUGCAAAUUUGAUAAGUGAUAGCAAUGGCUAUUAUUAUAUUUAUUUCAAUUAUUAUAGUUCAAAAAAAAAUAAUGAUCUAUAUACAUUUCAAUAUCAAUGUUCUCGAUGUCGAAGUUUAGCCAAAAAACCUUGCAAAGUUACUGAAGAAAUUAAAAAUGAAAUUAAAGCCAACCUUCAUUUAAUGCCAAGCGAUAUUUAUAGAAGAAUAGAGCAUAAUUAUCCUGAAAUAACACAAAAGCAAAUUCACGCAUG